Messenger RNA from Ostertagia ostertagi, 579 nucleotides. The record is from the annotation of a GenBank genome assembly. NCBI's taxonomy places the organism in Eukaryota, Metazoa, Nematoda, Chromadorea, Rhabditida, Trichostrongylidae.
AUGCCAGUCAAAAGGAACAACAGAAAUCACUACUGCACUAUUAGAUCAGCAACUUGCUAUUUCAAACAACCAAGUCCAAUAAUUUUUCAGAGCGUGACGCGUCCAAAGCCGUCAGAGGAAGAUGAAGAAAAGAAGGAGAUGGCUGAGGCGGCAUUCCGCGAGUGGUUGAAGCGUAAAGCAGCCGAGCCUCACACUCCACGCGCAUCACCAUCCAGGUCGCUGAGUAUGCCUUUGGGAGCAACCGUCGUUUCGCGCCACGGAUUCUGGAACCUGCGUGAACCAGGUCGCAUAAGGACAAUUGGUUCAAACCUUCUAUUGCUGCGAGGUGAAUUCUCAAAUAGAGCAGAUCUGUCUACAUCUGAAGGAGGAUGCACGGCAUCGUGUCUACAACAACUGGCUUCACAGCCGUCGUUUUGCGCAGUCACCUCAGUCAAACGGCGAAACAACCCCAUCGUCGGAAACCACGCAGAAGACGUUUUCGUCCUCAUAAAAACGACAACUAUUUAUGCAUUCUGCUUGACAAGAUACAGCUGCGGCAGCACCUCUGCAGGUCUGAGAUGGGAUGUGCUGCGCAUGUGA